Acanthamoeba castellanii str. Neff is the source of this 1491-nucleotide messenger RNA. Its product is annotated as elongation factor Tu GTP binding domain containing protein. The transcript has 9 exons. Gene Ontology annotation, molecular function: GTP binding; GTPase activity. The coding region runs from base 1 to 1491 and encodes 496 amino acids. Gene Ontology annotation, biological process: translation. The record is from RefSeq and is a predicted model, not a curated record. Lineage: Eukaryota; Discosea; Longamoebia; Acanthamoebidae.
AUGGUGGUGAUCGGCCACGUCGACGCCGGCAAGUCGACUAUCAUGGGCCACCUCCUGCACCUGUGCGGCCACGUCGACAAGAAGACCAUCACCAAGUACGAGCGCGACUCGAAGGUGCUCGGCAAGGGCUCGUUCUCGUUCGCGUGGGUGCUCGACGAGCAGGAGGAGGAGCGGGCGCGCGGCGUGACCAUGGACGUGGCCGUGCGCAGGCUCGAGACCGAGAACCGGCGCAUUACCCUCCUCGACGCGCCCGGCCACCGCGACUUUGUGCCCAACAUGCUCGACGCUGACGUCAGCACGCGACAGAUCUCGGGCACGGCGCAGGCCGACGUGGCGGUGCUGGUGAUCGAUUCGAGCCCGGGCGAAUUCGAGGCGGGCUUCGCCGCCGAUGGCCAGACCAAGGAGCACGCCCUCUUGGCUCGCUCCCUGGGCGUCAUGCAGCUCACCGUCGUCGUCAACAAGAUGGACGCCGUCGAUUGGUCGAAGGAGCGCUUCGAGGAGGUGCAAAACAUCGUGGGCGCGUUCCUGAAGCAGGCCGGCUUCCUGCUGAAGAACGUCACGUGGGUGCCGUGCUCGGGUCUCACCGGCGAGAACCUCAUCGCCCGCAAGGACCCCAAGCUCACCGCCUGGUACUCCGGCCCCACCCUGGUCCAGUCCAUCGAUUCCUUCAGGCCCGGCCAGCGGCCCACGGAGAAGCCGCUCAGGUUCUGCGUGUCGGACGUGUUCAAGAGCGGCUCGCUGGGUGUGGGCGCCGUGGGCAAGGUCGAGACCGGCAUCGUCUCCCUGUUGGUGAUGCCCAUCGGCGAGCUGUGUACGGUCAAGUCAAUCCAGGCCCACGAGGAAUCGGUUAAGUGGGCGCAGGCCGGAGACAACGUCGAGUUGACGGUCCAGGGCCUCGACGUGGUGUCGUUCAAGGUGGGCUCUGUGCUGUGCGACCCCGAGCACCCCGUGCGCGUGGCCACCGCCUUCAAGGCGCAGAUCUAUGUCUUCCCCACCCAGAUCCCCAUCAUCAAGGGAUUCCAAGCGGUGAUGCACACGCACACCUUGCACGAGCCGGCACACUUGAGCAAGCUGGUGGCGAUCAUCGACCAGGCCUCGGGCGAGGUCAAGAAGAAGCGGCCGCGCUGCCUCACCGAGAAGAUGACGGCCGUCGUAGAGGUGGUCACCUCAGCGGUCUGCAUCGAACUCUUCCGCGACUACAAGCAGCUCGGCCGCUUCAUGCUGCGCUCUGGCGGCCGCACUGUCGCCGCGGUGAACUGUGGCCCCGACAUGAAGAACACCGGAAGCAGGCUGGACCACGCCGUCGUGUCUUUCCUUGAUGACACCCUCGCCGCCGCUGUCGAUCCCUACUUCGACCCCGAACUGGCGAAGCAGAGGGAAGCAACGGAGAAGGAAAUGGAGAGCCAGAUCGGGCGGCUUCACUUGGUCUACGCCGACGCCACGUCCUUCCCCGCCUGGGGAAUGCCCAACAUGUCCUUCAAGGACUACUGA